Fraxinus pennsylvanica is the source of this 1593-nucleotide messenger RNA. The record is from the annotation of a GenBank genome assembly. Lineage: Eukaryota; Viridiplantae; Streptophyta; Magnoliopsida; Lamiales; Oleaceae.
AUGGAACCAAUUAGUGAGGAUCUUGACCUGAAGUGUGGUGGUUUUUCACUCGGAUUUGGUGUCCUCAACGAGAGAGUCUUCGCAUUAAAUUCUGUAUCUCUGUACCUCUACUUCUCCUCCCACCCUGACCACCGCCACCACCUCCUCCACCGCAAUCAUUCGCCGGUAUACCACUAUUCAUUAACAGAAAACCAUUCUCACCACCACCCGAUUACUGUCAAGCCUUGGCCCAUAUUGCAUUCAUAUCUCCCCUGGUCGCAAAACCCCCAUGUCCCUUUUCGUUGUUGCGAAGCCUAUUUUGGCAACGGCUUCACUUAUCGCGUUGAUCCCUUGAAACCCAUUUCGGAAACCAACCGGAAACUCGGCGCCGGCAGCGGAGGCGGCGGUGCUGGGUGGUUCAGGUGUUUUUAUAGUAAGACUUUGAGGAGCUCGAUAUGCGAAGGGGGGAGGAUCCGAAUGGUUCCAGAGAGGAUUCUAAUGUCGAAAGGGGGAGAGAAGUUGGAGAGUGUGAUUGGGAGAGGAGAAGAUGAAGAAUUACCGAAUUUCGAAGCUGGUGCGUUCGAGAUUGAGGUUAGUGAUAGGACGAGGAACGGGAAGAGGCUAGUGGAUGAGGAGUUCUUGAAUAAUUAUGUUCAAGAAGGUGCCAUUGAUAGGCACACGAUGCGUGGAUUGGUGGAUUCGAUUCGUUUAGCUGAUCCCACUGAGUUCACUUGCUCUGAGUGGAUCGAGGAGCCAACACUUUUGGUGACACGGUAUGAAUAUGCAAACAUGUUUCACACGGUUACAGACUGGUAUAGUGCUUAUGUUUCUUCUAGGGUCACCGGCUUGCCUAAUCGACCUCAUUUGGUUUUUGUAGAUGGUCACUGUGAGACUCAGUUGGAAGAAACAUGGAAGGCAUUGUUCUCGAGCCUUAAUUAUGCUAAAAAUUUCAGCGGUCCAGUUUGUUUCCGCCAUGCAAUCCUCUCCCCAUUGGGGUAUGAAACUGCUCUAUUCAAGGGACUAACUGAAAACAUAAACUGUGAUGGAGCUUCUGCGCAUGAUCUGUGGCAAAAUCCAGAUGAUCAGAAGACUGCUCGACUGUCUGAGUUUGGGGAGAUGAUAAGAGCAGCCUUUGGUUUGCCGCUGGAUAGACACCACAUUCCUAAGCCAGUCUCUGGUCAUAACGUCCUCUUUGUACGACGUGAGGAUUAUCUAGCACAUCCACGUCACGGUGGUAAGGUGCAAACAAGACUUAGCAACGAACAACAAGUGUUCGAUUCUGUACAGAACUGGGCUUCAAAGCAUUCUGAUUGUAAAUUAAAUAUUAUCAACGGACUGUUUGCACACACGUCUAUGAAAGAACAAGUUCGAGCCAUCCAAGAUGCUUCAGUCAUUAUCGGUGCUCAUGGUGCAGGGCUAACUCAUAUAGUUUCUGCAACACCCGGUACAGUGAUUUUAGAGAUAAUUAGUAGCGAGUACAGACGGCCUCAUUUUGCACUUAUUGCUGGAUGGAAAGGGCUGGAGUACCAUCCCAUAUAUCUCAGUGGGUCCUAUGCUGAUCCUCCUGUAGUGCUUGACAAGCUCGAAAGCAUUUUGAAGAGCCUCGGAUGCUGA